Messenger RNA from Carcharodon carcharias (great white shark), 1469 nucleotides. RefSeq names its product BTB/POZ domain-containing adapter for CUL3-mediated RhoA degradation protein 1-like. Gene Ontology annotation, biological process: protein homooligomerization; protein ubiquitination; negative regulation of Rho protein signal transduction. Lineage: Eukaryota; Metazoa; Chordata; Chondrichthyes; Lamniformes; Lamnidae. Gene Ontology annotation, cellular component: Cul3-RING ubiquitin ligase complex. Gene Ontology annotation, molecular function: protein binding; ubiquitin-protein transferase activity. The transcript is spliced from 6 exons. Bases 56 to 1030 code for a protein of 324 amino acids. The record is from RefSeq and is a predicted model, not a curated record.
UCCCCCCGCCUCCCCUUCCUCCUCCUCCCCUCACCCACUCCCCGCUGGGCCGGGCAUGUCCGGAGUUUCGGACGCCCCCGGGGAGGGGGCGGAGGUUCCCCUCCUGUUGGUGACCUCUCCGGCCGACAGGAAGACCUUGGCCCCCUCCGGCAGCAGCAGCAGCAGCAAGUAUGUGAAGUUCAACGUGGGGGGCUUCCUGCACUACACCACGGUGCAGACCCUCUCCAAGCAGGAGACGGCCCUCAAGGCCAUGUCCGAUGGCAACACGGAGGUCCUGCGGGACCAGGAAGGUUGGAUCCUGGUCGACAGGAGUGGACAGCACUUUGGCACGCUGCUUAACUACCUCCGAGAUGGAUCCAUCCCCCUCCCUGAAGCAGUGCGAGAAAUCAAGGAACUGCUUCUUGAAGCGAAAUACUACCUCAUCGAAGGGCUGGUGGAGGACUGUCAGCAGGCACUGAAGCGUCGGAUUGAGUCCUGUGAAGCUGAAUGUCGAAUUCCGAUGAUAACAUCAGCAAAGGAGGAACAGAAAAUCAUCUCAGCUUCUGCCAAGCCGGUGGUGAAGCUGGUGCACAACCGAAGCAACAACAAGUACUCGUACACCAGUAACUCAGAUGAUAACUUGCUGAAGAACAUCGAGCUGUUUGACAAACUGGCCCUGCGAUUUAACGGGCGCAUCCUCUUCGCCAAGGACGUGCUGGGCGAUGAAAUCUGCUGCUGGUCGUUCUACGGACAGGGAAGAAAGAUUGCCGAAAUCUGCUGCACCUCCAUUGUUUAUGCAACCGAGAAGAAGCAGACCAAGGUGGAGUUCCCUGAGGCGCGGAUCUUUGAGGAGACCCUGAACACCCUGAUGUACGAGAGCCCCCGGCCCCCGGAGCGAGCGCUGCUGGAGGUCACGGGGUCCGGGGGUCAGCAGCACAGCGACGAUGAGGACCGGCGGGUCCGGAGGGAGCGAGUCCGGAGGAUCCAUGUGAGGCGCCACAUCACCCACGACGAGGGUCCCCACGGGCAACCGGCCAUCUUCAAGGACUGAGCGAGGGAGGGAGGGAGCGAGAGGGACAGGCUGCCCCCCUUCCCUCUCAGCCCCCACACGCUCCCCCUGCUCCCUGGACCCCCGGGGCCAGGCUCGGGGCUGGAGGAAGACGGAGAGAGUGAGAGAGAGGCAAAGCGCAGGGGGAGAUUUACCCCCCCCCCCCCCAGCGCACGCCGAGCAACUGUUCCCUCCCUUCCUCGCUCACUCCCUCCCUCUCUCCCCGCUUCUCGCUCUCCCCCAUCGCCCUCUCUACCCCUCCACCUCACUCUUUUACCCCUUGUCUCCGUCACUCACUCCGCAUCCCACUCGCAAGUGCUCUCUCUCUCUCUCUCUCUCUCUCUCUCCCUUUCUCUUUCUCUCCAUCUCUCCCUGCCUCAUGCACUUUCUCCAUUUUGCUCUCUCUCUGUCUCUGUCUCUCUGUCUCUCUCUCUCUCACUCU